Molecule: messenger RNA, 1497 nt
Organism: Symbiodinium sp. CCMP2592
Lineage: Eukaryota; Dinophyceae; Suessiales; Symbiodiniaceae
Source: the annotation of a GenBank genome assembly
AUGGAGUGGGACGACGAGGAAGAGGUCCUGGAUGUGGAGGAUUACUUAGACAGUCUCGAGCUGGAAUGCGGAGCUGGGGGAUCCGCGCCAUCUUCAGUCAGACAGGCUGGGAAGGCCGAUCAACCGAGCAACAACCAGCCGACGGUGACACCCGAAGCGGUCUCUGAGGUGGGCCCUGCUUCUCGCCCGCAGCAGCUGGAGGUGGGCCCUGCUUCUCGCCCGCAGCAGCUGGAGGUGAACCCUGCUUCUCGCCCGGAACAGGUGGAGGUGCCUCGCGCCAUCUUUCACAUCGUCAAGUCUGUCUUGGAAACUCAAGUGCUGACCAUGGUCCUUCCGGGCCGGCAGAUGACGCCUCACGAGCUAACUUCCCUGUGGGAGAAGGAGUGGGGUGUGAUGCAUGCCACAAGGAUCAAGUUUCGAUCCCCGUCGUCCUCGCCCUCAAAAUGGCUGAGCCACCAUGGCGACCACUUGCCACUGGCGCCAGUCGUCGUGGUGUUGGAGACCAAGGGCUUGGGCAGCAUUCUGAAUUCUUUGGAGUGCGCUUUUCGCCAGCAGCGGGGCGCCCAUGUGGAGACGCUCCGGCAGGGCCAGGAGUUCCAAUGGUCUUCCUGGACUCCACAGCAGGCUCUGGAUGAAAACCACCGGAUUCUGAGUGAGAAAGAGCUGCAGUGGCACCGCGAGCGUGCUGCAGAAGCCGAUCUCCCAAAACCCCCACCCCCACCCCAAAACCUGUCGACGCCCUUGAUCGACCCCUACGCGUCACCGGAAGUCUAUGCCGCCGGGGCACCUCCAAAAACAACCACGACAACCGCACCCACCACACACAAGCCACAACCCAGUGCCAGCCCCGUCACUCGCACGACGCCCUAUCCCAAAGCAGCAGUUUCCGGCACAACAGCUGCCAGGAAGAUGCCCCCAGAAACCACCACCAGCCCAGAACCUCAGAAGGCUGCAACAAGCGGCCCCCGACCAUUUCGGGAGAUCACGGCCACCAGAACUACACCUGCUGCCCCGUCGGCCCCGCCACAGCAAGGAGCCCCGGCCAAGGCCAGGACCGAGAAGCCCGCAGCCGAGGGGGAGGGCUGGGCAGCGCAGCAGCAGAGGCUGAAGAAGGAGCAGCGAGAAGCCCGGCUGGCCGAGAACCUCCGGAGGCGUCAAGCUCGCGGAGGGGAGCCCCAAGAUGUGCCCUCGAGGCCCCCGGCGGUUGAGCCAGAUGCCCGCCUCCAUCGUGCAGCAAAUCUGCAAGAUCCGCAGAGCUACGCCGCCUCCCAGGAGCAGAGUGCUGGACACAGUGCCAAAGCUGCACCAGCACCAGGAGACGGCAAAGAGCGCGAGGACCGCCGCCAGAGGCAGCCGCGACCUGACUCCCCGCCUUCCGAGAACAUGGACAAUCAUGCCGAAGACAACGAUUUCGGAGGCGUCCCUCUGCGGGUGCUGCGCUCCAAGCAGCUCCAGGGGAACGGUGGCGGCGGCGGGUUGCUCUCCUGGGGGAAGUGA